UAUCUUAUAAUAUUUGAUGAAUUGUUCGACCCCUUUUAUACUAUAAUCCUGGCUCCGCUCCUGGCUGCCGUAGAUGACUAGUCAAUUUGUUAUUGAAUUGGCUAGUUUUUUUUUAACGAAGACAAUCGGAGCCGAGUGGGCUAAUGAAUUUCAUUUCUUUAAAAUCUAAAUGGAUUCGACGUUCGAUCCUGGUAAAUGCAUGUAGGUCCCCACCACUUUGACAAUGCAGGCGCACACCUAUAUAUUUAGAGCAGCUCGCAUACCAUCUUGGAGCGCAGCGGACCCUCUCCGUCUCCGCACACCCAGUCAAUCACCCAGUCAGUCUCAGUCAAUACUCGACGCCGGCUGACAUGGUAAAGCACCGAGACCCAGUGAACCUGCUGGUGCUGUCCGCCUCCAUGUGCCUGCUUUGGACUCUCGCGGCGGCCACACAGGCCAACGACGAGGCCGCACUUGACGCCAUCAAGGUCGCGGCGGUCCAUGGCGGGCCUGGCGGCUAUGGAGACGUACUUGCCUCGUGGAACGGUAGCGCAGGCGGCGGCGGCGGGUACUGCAGCUGGGAAGGGGUGAGGUGCCGAGGCAGCGGCAGGCGGCGUCGAGUGGUGGCGCUGUUCCUACCCUCUCGCGGGCUCACCGGCGUCCUCUCCCCGGCGGUUGGUAACCUUUCGUCCCUGAGGCUUCUCAACCUGAGCUCCAACGCCCUCAGCGGCGCCAUCCCCGCGAGCCUCGGCCGCCUGCGCCACCUCCGUGCGCUUGACCUAAGCUACAACGCCUUCUCCGGUAAGCUCUCCGCCGCCAACCUAAGCUCAUGCACCAGCCUGGUGGACUUGCGCCUCCAGUCCAACCACCUCCGCGGAGGCCUGCCCUCUGAGCUCGGCAACAAGCUCGCACGCCUCGAGGAGCUCAUACUGUUUCGAAACAACCUCACUGGCACCGUACCGGAGUCCAUAGGCAACCUGUCGUCGCUUCGUGUCAUGUCCCUCGCAUUCAACCAGCUACAGGGCGCCAUCCCUCGUAGCCUCGGCAGCAUCGUAGGCCUCACGAGACUUGACCUCGCCUUCAACUACCUCUCCGGCGAGCCCCCACGCUCUCUGUACAACCUGUCGUCGCUGGAAAGACUGCAGAUCCAAGCGAACAAGCUCAAUGGUACCAUCCCCGCCGAGAUCGGCAGCAGAUUUCCCAGCAUGUCGAUCCUUAGCCUCUCUUGGAACCAGUUCACGGGAUCCAUCCCCGCUUCGCUCACUAACCUCACGACGCUCCAGCGGGUCGAGCUCUCUGUAAACAUGCUCCACGGGCGCGUGCCUCCGGCGCUGGGGAGACUCAGAGGUCUGCAGCUCCUGUACUUGUUCCAAAACGAGCUGGAAGCAGACGACAGAAACGGGUGGGAAUUCAUGGCUUCCCUGUCAAACUGUACCCAGCUCCAGGAUCUAAACAUCGCCGACAACAGCUUCACAGGGCGGCUGCCAGGUUCGGUAGGCAACCUCUCGACGACGGCCCUGCAGAUCCUCCGUUUAGAAUACAACGACGGGAUAUCCGGAAGCAUCCCCUCAGCCAUCGGCAACCUGGCCAGCCUUGAACUCCUCGGUCUGGGGUUCACGUCCGUCUCCGGCGUGCUUCCGGACAGCAUGGGCAAGCUAGGAAACUUGGCUCGGUUAGGUCUGUACAACACUCAGGUGUCAGGCCUCAUACCGACAUCCAUCGGAAACCUCUCGAGGUUGAUUGAGCUGUACGCGCAGCAUGCCAACCUGGAGGGCGCAAUUCCAACGAGCUUCGGACAGCUGAAGAACCUAAUAUCCCUUGAUCUAGCUAAUAACCGUCUCAACAGUUCGAUCCCCGCAGAGGUUUUCGAACUGCCACUCCUCUCCAAGUACUUGGACUUGUCGUCUAACUCGCUGUCAGGCCCUCUUCCUCCUCAAGUCGGUAGCUUGGUGAACCUUAACAGCAUGGAUCUAUCUGGAAACCAGCUAUCCGGCGAGCUACCUGACAGCAUCGGGGAGUGCAUCAUGCUGCAGGGGCUUUGGUUGGAGGAUAACUCAUUGGAGGGGGAGAUACCCCAGUCUCUCAAGAAUAUGACGGAUCUACUCGCACUCAACCUGUCCAUGAACAAGCUAUCCGGCACUAUUCCAGAAGGCAUCGGUGCCAUUCGCAACCUUCAGCAACUGGAUCUAGCACACAACAACUUGUCAGGGCCGAUCCCAACGUCGUUGCAGAACUUGACAUCACUGUCAGAGUUAGAUCUGUCCUUCAACAGUCUACAAGGCCAAGUGCCAGAGGGAGGAAUAUUCAGGAUUUCCCGAAACUUUUCAGUCGCCGGGAACAGUGGGCUUUGUGGCGGCAUACCUCAGCUUCGUUUACAGCCAUGCCGCAAGAACUCUCUGAAGAAAGGAAGCAAGAAGAGGCGGGUCAAGUCUCUUACGAUAGCUCUAGCAACAACAUCAGCGUUCCUGUUUCUGGCCUUUAUGGCACUUGUCUUUGGGUUGAUCUACUGGAAGCGCAGACGACAAAGGGUCAAGCAGAGCUCGUUCCGGCCACCAAUGAUCGAGGAACAGUACGAAAAGGUUUCUUACCAUGCAUUAGAAAACGGAACCGGCGGGUUUUCAGAGACCAACUUGCUCGGUAGAGGAAGCUUUGGGACAGUCUAUAGAUGCUCCUUUCAAGACGAGGAGGGGACUACUCUUGCCGCGGUCAAGGUUUUCGACCUCGAGCAAUCUGGAUCUAGUAGAAGCUUUGUGGCCGAGUGCGAGGCGCUGCGAAGGGUGCGUCACCGUUGCCUCAUGAAGAUCAUCACGUGUUGCUCGAGCAUCGACCGCCAGGGCCGGGAGUUCAAGGCUCUGGUUUUUGAGUUCAUGCCAAAUGGUAGCCUAGGUGACUGGCUUCAUCCAAAACCUAGCACUAGCAGCAUGCCCACAGUGAGUAACACUCUUAGCAUCGUACAGAGGCUCAACGUUGCUGUAGAUGUCAUGGACGGUCUGGAUUACCUUCACAACCACUGUCAGCCACCAAUCGUUCACUGCGAUCUCAAGCCAAGCAACAUCCUUCUCGCACAGGACAUGAGUGCCCGGGUCGGAGACUUUGGCAUAUCAAGGAUCCUUCCAGAGAUUGCAAGAAGUAACACCCUGCAGAAUUCAAGCAGCACAGCUGGAAUAAGAGGCUCCAUCGGCUACGUUGCUCCAGAGUACGGUGAAGGGUCUUGUGUUUCGACUCUUGGAGAUGUUUAUAGCGUGGGCAUACUGUUGCUUGAGAUGUUCACGGGAAGGAGCCCAACUGAUGAGAUGUUCAGAGGAUCAUUGGACUUGCACAGGUUUUCAGAGGAUGCUCUCCCAGAGAGAAUCUGGGAGAUAGCCGAUGCAAAAAUGUGGUUGCACACAAACACCAACCAUGUCGCCACAGCUGAAACUGAGAACUGCUUGGUUUCUGUCGUCGCUCUCGGAGUUUCUUGCUCAAAGAAGCAGCCAAGAGAGAGGACGCCGAUACAGGUCGCAGCCAUCCAAAUGCAUGAUAUCAGAGAUUCCUACUGCAAGUUUGCCAGAUCUCUUGUCACAGAACUCGAGUAGCAGAAACAUCUCUUGCUUAAAAUACGCUUCAGCUGAAUCAUCUUACUGUUAGUUAAUAAAUCUUGUGCUUAGUAGUUCAGUUAGUUGCUACGCAAAUUAUUAUGAAGGAAUCUAAGUGAAAAACAUAAUACAUCACUCCUUUCUGUGGAGAUUGUUCAUUAAGUUAGAUGAGUGACUCAAAAUCAUUGUCACUCCUUUAACAGUCUGCAUAUGUUUACAUUUGAAGCACCGGAAUAGCAAAACAACAAUGUCCAUGCCGGAGUCGAUAAAUCACGGCUUCUUCCGCAUUCUUAAACUUCCACACCGCAAAUGAUGCCUAAACCUACUGCAUCUAGGUAACUGUGUAAGAAGCCUGAGACCGUGUAUACGGCUUUGUUUUGGUACUCUAAUCUAUAUGUACUGAGAGUGAAUACUAGAGUACCCAAAA
This is a messenger RNA of Zea mays, 3981 nucleotides long. RefSeq names its product probable LRR receptor-like serine/threonine-protein kinase At3g47570. Gene Ontology annotation, molecular function: protein kinase activity; ATP binding; protein binding. Bases 351 to 3554 code for a protein of 1067 amino acids. Gene Ontology annotation, biological process: protein phosphorylation. The record is from RefSeq and is a predicted model, not a curated record. NCBI's taxonomy places the organism in Eukaryota, Viridiplantae, Streptophyta, Magnoliopsida, Poales, Poaceae. The transcript is spliced from 2 exons.